AUGGACUUCCCGCGACUCUCGCCUCCUUCGAUCAACGUGCAUGAUAUCAGUACUCGUUUUGAUUAUCCCGGCUCUACCGAAAGAGCCCCGCAUAGUAUGCCUGGUCACUCAUAUUCACCCAACGGGCCCAUGCCCAUUCCAACUAACUCAAUAGCUACGUUUGCUCCUCCGCCGUUACCUCCACCGCCACGCAUCAGCGACUUAGAAAAUGGAUAUGAUGCUGGCUGGCUGCAUGCUAACCCCAGAAACUUACCCGGAGCAGCUAAACUUGCGCCAAUUAGUCCCAGUUCGAGUUUAUUUGGGGGUCAUCGUCGUCCCGAACCUGUUCCCCAAAGUGAUCAAAUGGCAAUAGACGAAUUAGAUGGCAGGCAAAGUGGCUUGCCUAUUUCUAGGAGUCCUGAAGCCCACAUAAAAAUCGAGCCACCGCCGCCUGCCGACGAAGGUUUUCGCAGCUCAGUAUUGAUCAACAAUGCUAGUCCAAUCCUGAAAGGCGAGCGGGACUUCUCACGGCGAAGUGUGAAGGACUCGUCAGAUGCAUAUGACCAACAUCUCUUAUCCAAGAUAGGAAAACCGCUUUCUCCACGGCAAUCAAUCAGCCUUGGUGCGGAGAACAAAAACUCUCUUUCGACUCUUCCCAUCCCGUCCCGGAAUGUUGGAAGUUUGUCCUCUCCUGGAGGCUCUGACGGCCCUACACUCGAUGUCAGGUGGUCUACUGGCUCCCACUCUGGUGCUAUUUCACCUGGCACCAAAAUUGGCUGGAGAGAUUAUAUUGGGUACCGAAGCCCAAGUGUUGAAAGCAGCGCCCCAUCUUCAGCGGUGGAUUAUGAUCAUUCAGCCUAUCUACGUGAUGUAUCCCGCCGCCGGGGGGGUGGAACGACACCCCAAUACGAGGAGACGCUUAGUCUUCCUAGUCGAUCGAAUAGAGGGAGCUAUGACCAGGGCGUCUUUUCGGACAUUGAGGGCGACUUUUCCACGGAUGAAUCCUUGCCACCUCGAUUAUUUAAUGUUCGGGAAGCAACCCCACCGUAUCUGGAAGCUUCAAAACCGGGCAUGAAGCGAAGGGCGUCUUCUCCUCCUCGUGAAUUGAUAGGUGAUGAUAGACAUAUGCUCCAUAUAACUACUAGUAAUGGUGACCCCGCUCAACGACGAACAACUGGUCACCCAUUCACAAACAAUCUUUCCGUCAAUGGUGGCUAUCCCCCCAGCCACGGAAGCAUCUCAGCUGCUUCCUCCCUUAGCCUCCGAACAUCUGGGUCGUAUUCAUCAACAGCUCUUUCGGCCGGGGGAAGUAGUAUGACAAGUAUGUCAGUGUAUGACCGCCCGUCGCCCGGAGGGCUUUCACCAAACUCCGAUGGUGAUCUAUUUAGCGACAAAUCAGCUCUCCACCCUAGCUCUCCUGGUGGAGCCAUCAGCCCAUCUGUUGCAAGAGCUGCUCAGGGCCAGAGCACAUUGGAGUCCUCAGGCAACAACUCUGCGCGGAAAAUGUCUUUGCAAACGAGUCUUAAUGCGCCAAAGCCAGCAGGCCCCAAGAUGGGCGGGCUGUAUAUAUGUGACUGUUGUCCUAAGAAACCUAAGAAGUUUGACAACCCAGAAGAACUGCGGUAA
This is a messenger RNA of Aspergillus tanneri, 1605 nucleotides long. RefSeq names its product putative C2H2 finger domain protein (gene znfA). The record is from RefSeq and is a predicted model, not a curated record. The transcript has a single exon. Lineage: Eukaryota; Fungi; Ascomycota; Eurotiomycetes; Eurotiales; Aspergillaceae. Bases 1 to 1605 code for a protein of 534 amino acids.